This is a messenger RNA of Oncorhynchus keta (chum salmon), 2771 nucleotides long. Its product is annotated as nectin-4-like. Bases 220 to 1893 code for a protein of 557 amino acids. Gene Ontology annotation, biological process: homophilic cell-cell adhesion; heterophilic cell-cell adhesion. The transcript is spliced from 11 exons. NCBI's taxonomy places the organism in Eukaryota, Metazoa, Chordata, Actinopteri, Salmoniformes, Salmonidae. Gene Ontology annotation, cellular component: adherens junction. The record is from RefSeq and is a predicted model, not a curated record.
GACACACUGCCAACUUGACGCACAGCCCGUCUACCUGCCUCUGCCGUAAACAGCGCUAGGACCUGAAUCUUUUUGCUUCAAUACACUUCAAUUGCACUUUUAAGUGGCACCAGUUUACUCUCAUAUUUCCAGUCAUGAGAUUACGAAAAGGAAUUAUUUCAUAACAUUAAGAAGCUUGUAGUUCAACGUUGAUAUUGUGAGGAACUGGUGAAUCGAGGGAUGAAGUUACCUGUCUGGGACCAGGGCCAGUGGGAGGCAGCCUGGUUGGUGUUAUGGGGAUUUGCAGUGUGUGUGAGGGGUGGGUUUGUGGAGCCUCCUCCAUCCUUUGCAUUACGGUCCUUGACGGAGGGUGAGACGCGGCUGCCCUGUCAGUACCAGGUUCAGGAGGACGAGCAGAUAGUUCAGGUCAGCUGGAUCAAGGAGCUACCUGAUGGCACCAAGGAACAUAUCAUCACCGCCCACCGCACAGAGGGACACACAGAGUUUGGGCGUUACUCUGGGAGAGUGAGGUUUGAGAGCCGUCACUCCAUGGUGAACUCUGCUCUGCUCAUCCUGACCACGGAGGAGUCUGAUGAGGGGAAAUACACCUGUCACAUCAGCACAUUCCCCUAUGGGAACUUUGAGAGGAAGCUGUCACUCACUGUGUGGACCUUCCCAAUCUCCUCUCUGGACCCGGUGGUUUUGGAGGAGGGCCAGUCCUUCCACGUGGCUGCCUCCUGCCGCUCCGUGGCCCGCCCUACACCCCGCCUGACCUGGGACACGGACCUUCCUGGCCAGGCCCAGAACCGCAGCUCCGAGGGCGGGGUCGUGUCCACUCACUUCUCCCUGCACCCCCUGAGGAGCAUGAAUGGCAUGCGGUUGGACUGCCUGGUCUGGCACCCUGCUCUGGAACAACCCCGCAGGAUCAGCAACCGCCUGGUGGUGCAAUUUCCCCCAGAUGCAUCUGUCACAGGCUUUGAUGGCAACUGGUACAUGGGACUGAAGGGAGCUGAACUCCGUUGUGAGUCUGGAGGAAACCCCAAACCAAAAAACUUCACCUGGACCAGGGAUGGUAAGGCUCUGCCAGAUGGUCUGACUGUGGAUGGAGCAAGGCUUCUGUUUGGCCGAGCCCUGAGACAGAAUGACACUGGAGUUUAUGAAUGUGUGGUGAACAACGGCGUUGGGACAAGGAAAGUAGAAUGUAACAUCACAGUUACAGAGACAUCUCGGAGAGUGCAGGAAGUGAUCUUUGACACUCUAGUGAUGAUCAUUAUAGGUGUGGCUGCUGGGGUGUUGGUCAUCGUCAUGAUCAUCGUCAUCAUUUUAGUCAACCGAUACCACAGACGCAAAAACAGCAAAUUAGAGAUGGCGCUUAGCAAAAGGAUGUUAGAAAUCAACACUCUCUCCAGACAGGCCUCCUCCAGGAGACUCAACUCUGUCAGCACAGACCCCAGAGGACAGAAUGAAGACUGUACACUACUCAGACUAGACAGUGGAAUGAAAAAAAGCCUAAUGUCCCUUGAGGACCAUCCCAUCUACAAAGGCAGUCAAUCCACCCUUGGUGGGAAGUGGGGGACGGUUUGUGAGGGUGAUUUGGACUACCUAGGCCGCCCUGUCCUGUACCAAUCUAGCUGGCGACUCUGGCCUUCCUUCCUCAUCCCCAGGACCAGGAUGGCAGUGUGUGGCCCACAGACAUCCCCCCCAAUGCUCAGUGACCUGGGUGGCCAGAGGGAGGGUGUGACCGAAGGGGACGACUGGGGCCACAGACAGGACAUGCUGGAGGUUGAUGAGGCUGACUGUGACACCAGUUCUUACCAGAUCUCAAAGGCACUCCUCAACCACAACAAUGGGUUUCUGCGGCCAAAACCACACUCCAACACCAUCCUCCUACACCCCGGAGGACAGAACAUCUAGACAGGGGUGAAAGGAGUUGGUUGAAAAGGGAACUUUUUCCGUCAGCUCUACCCUAACCCAAUGGUCAUGGAGGCCUGCUACUCACUCCUGUGAACUGAACUUGGAUACAGUUGGACUGAAGUGAGUGUUUGGCAACCUCAUGGUCACAUUAAUUGCCAUUUUUUUUCCAUCAGCAUGGGCUUCUUGUAUACAGUGCCUUCAGAAAGUAUUCACACCCCUUGAUUUGUUGUGUUACAGGGUUAUUACAAAUGGAUUCAAUUUAGAUUUUUUUUUGUCACUGGCCUAUAGACAAUAUCCCAUGUCAAAGUAGAAUUAUGUUUUUGAUUAAAGAAAUGUUUAAUGAAAAGCUUAAAUGUCUUGAGUGAAAAAGGUUUCAACCCCUUGUUAUAGCGAGCCUAAAUAAGUUCAGGACAAAAAAUCUGCUUAACAAGUCACAUACGUUGCAUGGACUCUGUGUGUAACACUGUGGUUUUUGAAUGACUACCUCAUGCCAGUACCCCACACAAUUAUAUGUAAGGUUCCUCAGUCUAGCAGUGAAUUUCAAACACAGAUUCAACUACAAAUACCAGGGAGAUUUUGAAAUGCCUCUCAAAGAAGGGCAUAAAUAUAAAAUGUCUUGUUCAUUCACCCUCUAAAUACACGUCUCAAGGCUUAACAAUCCUUCUUUAACAAGUAACAUCAAUAAGGGAUCGUAGAUUUCAUCUGUAUUCACCUGGUCAGUCUGUCAUGUUCUAUAGUUGCCAUAGUGCCCUAGCCUCACCAUUCCAGGUGAAGCUGGUUGAGAGAAUGCCAAGAGUGUGCAAAGCUGUCAAGGCAAAGGCUGGCUACUCUGAAGAAUCUCAAAUCUAAAACAUUUUGAUUAAACACUUUUUUGGUUA